Molecule: messenger RNA, 3050 nt
Organism: Acanthaster planci (crown-of-thorns starfish)
Lineage: Eukaryota; Metazoa; Echinodermata; Asteroidea; Valvatida; Acanthasteridae
Source: RefSeq, a predicted model, not a curated record
CUAUGGCCUGUUAAUGUUGGACAAUGACAUGAAUGAAACAGAAAGAAAUUCGGGCUUUCGCUGAGCUGAGGACGACCGCGGACCAGGAACUUGCAGAAAAUAAAGCCUAAAGAUGGCCACCCAGGAUGUGAAAGCUAAUGUUAAGCCUCAUGAGGACAGUGGACGUGGUGAAAUCUGGACUGUUGAAGACACCAGACACCUCAUCUCCAUCUGGGGAGACCCCAGCAUACAGCGGAAACUCAGGAGCAUCUUCAGAAACAACACGGUCUAUGACGAGAUCUGCCAACGACUGCGGGAGCACGGUGUCUACCGGACCCCGGCCCAGUGCAGGAACAAGACCAAAAACCUGCGCAAGGGCUUCCGUGAGCUCAAGCUGGGCAACGGCCGGUGCAGCAGGUCUGUCAGCCGGCAGUCCAGUCUCUUCUUUGAGGAGCUGGAGAGGGUCUGGGGCCAGGAUUACCAGAACAAUCCUGGAGAGUUUGGUGGGCACGAAGGAGAAAUAUUCCCCACUGAGAAUAAAGAUGGUGAAGACAAUGGCACAUUAAAUGAUGGCUGCAGCAUUGAUGGAGCUACUUUGAGUGAUGUCGAGCCUCGUGAGUACGACUCGGGAGACACCACACAGAGUCAUGGCCCAGAGAGAGUGUUGGCCCCUCACAUCUACUCCCCGGAGCUUCACAGGACGUACACAGACAGGAAGAGAGCAGAGUCCGGGGCGACAAGCCUGGCCGCCUUGCAGCAGCUUAACCAGGAGAACAUGGAGAGGAUGAAGGACACGGUGUUGGAGCUGAAUCGGUCUUUCCUGGAGCAGAUGUCGGCGGCCGAGGAGCGAAGGGAAAGACUCAGCAAGGAGCACGAGGUCCGACUGUUUGAGAUGUUCUUGCAAAACAGCUCAGGGAGGUCAUCUCAAUCAUCCAAGGUGUACCCCGUUCGACUGGCCCAUUCGGACAUGCAGCAUCAUUCAAAUCACGACCAGCCAUCACAGGGAAGUGACCAGUCGGUCAACCGCACUAUGCCUGAUUGUCAUGCAGCUAAUAGGCCGGUUGGUAUUGAGGAAGGCCAGUAUGCCAAAGCAGAAAGGUUGUCUAGCCAGGGACAGUCUACUCCAGGUCAGCCACUCAGAACACCAAAGGUCAACAGUUCCUCCCUGAGAUGUCUAGCUCUUAGGCUGCAUCCAGGGGAUGAGAUAAAGGAAUCCCUGAGGAGGUUGGCAGAGGAGAAAGGCAUCCAGGCUGCCUGCAUCCUUUCCUGUGUUGGAAGUGUCAGGUGUGCCGAGCUGAGGCUGGCCGACUCGACAACGGUGGUGAAGCUUAACACUAAUCAUGAGAUUGUGUCACUGGUCGGGACAGUAUCCACUGCUGGUAUGCACCUUCAUGCUUCCCUGGCAGAUGAAGAAGGGAAGGUUGUAGGAGGGCAUGUUAUAGGCAACAUGGAGGUUUUCACUACAGCAGAGAUCUUGAUAGGACAACUUCCCCAGGUUGUAUUCAAGAGAGAAAUGGAUAAAGAGACGGGAUACCAUGAACUGGUUGUGGAAGGAAACACGGACAUUUCAUAACAAAGCUGGACAUAUUUUUCAUACCAUUUGGGAAAUUGAUUUAUUGUAAAAUACAUUUUUGAAGCCUGAUUUCCAGAAAGAAUAAAGAAGCAUAAGAAAAAUGAAAAGCGAACUAGUUGACCAAGAUUCCCCAAAACUUGCCAAUGUUGUUAUUUUCAGAAAUAGUAAAAUAAAUAUGAUGAAUGAAGAUGUCAAAAUAGGAUCCCCAAAACUUGAGUGAUGAUAUUUUAUACCACUUCCUGCCAGGCACUUUCUGAUGUUGAGGCUGCUGGGCGGGGAACUUUUUUUCGUUUUUUUGUUUUUCUUCAAAAAUUCAUAUCUUUAUUUACUGCACGUGUACACCCAAAAGAAUGACUGUCUUGUGGUGACUCUAAUCUGACAGGCAACCUCCAUUGACGCGCAAGUAUUUCAGUCAUGCAUGCUGCCUAGUAAAGAGCCCCCUUAUGCGGAGUCACAUGAUUUCCUCUUAGUUCAGGGAAUUAGCCCAGUGCAUUGCUCCAUUGGACGGCCGCUGCUGCUAUGCAGAACACGUGGGCCAUGAAGCUGAACCGGGCCAUUCAACAAGCACAUGGGCAUAACAAAACUGCACAAUGCGGCCAGAUUUCACGAGUGCUCAGCAGUAUUGUAUCGCUAAUCACUGGAGCAAGUGCUUUCGUCCACGCUUAUAAUCCACUGGUGCUGGCAGCGGCAAACAAUGAUACUGUUUCAAAACAAUGACAGAUUAUUUAAAUAUAAAUAUGAGUUGGAUAUGGGCAAGAGCCUUAUUUCAAUGACAGUUUACCUCUGCUAAUGGCCAGCACUCUGCACUGCCAGCUACUGUACGAACCUUCAAUGGCAAAUCCCAGCAAUUCGGUCUUUUGUUUCCAAGUGAGUAAAGGCCCAGUUUUCUGGUCCAGUGAAGCCACUGUUGCAACUCAAUGAUGGAAUUACCUUCGCUGAUGGCUCAAACUUACUGCACGUACUUACAGUAAGUAACCUCUUCUAAAAACGGCCAGCAACAUUAUUUUUGUCUUAAAGAAAGCUCCGAAAGAGAGCACCCCAACCUUGUUGGCCACACACUAUGUCUCCGGUACCGGGCUUCACCGUGCAAAGUGGUUAGUGGCCUAGUACAGGUAACAAUGUUCUGUACUUGGGAAGUCCUACCCACAUUGGACACCUAUGGACUACUGUGCAUUUGGCUGGCCAUUUCACAAGUAACUUUUUGAGGAACAAUUAUUUUUAUGGUGUGCUAAUCCUAAAAAGUUCCAAAGAUUAUGGCAAAAUUUGUUGAGAUCAUCAGCAAUUUAUGUUUAAGACAAUCGGUCUCUUACUUGAAAUAAGAAAAUGAACGUUUUUGGGGGGAAAGUUGCGUAAGCUUUCCUAGGGUUCACAGAAACGAUCACCCAUUUUAUACUUUUGAACAUUAAAUUUAUUUGGUUUGAACAAAUGUACCUGAGUUUCCAGAAGUUAGGGUUCCCUGUUUUUUCGUGUCCCGGUCACGUGACAUAUGACUUUGUAA